AUUAAUUGUACAUUUCGGUGGUCUGGACAUGCUUCUUUUAAUAACAAAACACAAUGCCAAAGAAGUUAAUGUUAGAUACACGCUUGUGUUUAAAUUUUGAUGUAAUUCGCAUAAAUCGUUUGUUGGUACGCUUCUUUUAUUGCUCACCACCAGUAGUAUAUCAACACGAAUAUAUCUAUUAUCGUUCAACAUCUUCAACCUCUGUAGUCUUAGCAAUCACUGAUCGAUUAUGGCUGGUUCCAUGUUUUCCCAAUCAGACGAGGUAAUAUUUCAAGACAUUUUGGGAGCAAGAAAAGUGAUACUUAAUGCUCCAAAGAAACUGAACGCCCUCGGCUAUGAGAUGAUUAGAAAAAUUUUCGAGAACCUUAAAAGUUACGAGAUUGAUCCAACCGUAAAGAUUGUUGUUCUUAAGGCAUACGGUAAAGUAUUUUCUGUUGGUGGUGAUCUCGUGGCUGCCUGGAAAAUUAUACGUCUUGCACAUUGGAGUGUCGUGGCAACUUAUUAUAGGAAAGUAUUUACAUUGGACUACCUGCUUGCAACAUAUAAGAAGCCCAUGGUUGCGAUUAUAGAUGGAGUUGUUAUGGGAGGAGGAGUUGGGAUAUCGGUACAUUCAACAUUCAGAAUUGUUACUGAAAAUACGAUAUUUGCUAUGCCUGAAGCAUCGAUCGGACUGUUUCCUGAUGUUGGUGCUUCUUAUUUUCUAUCACGACUUCCUGGAUUUUUUGGAGAAUAUAUGGGAUUGACCGGCACUCGAUUGGAUGCAGCUGAGAUGCUUGUCGUUAGGCUAGGAACUCAUUUUGUCCCUUCCGAGAAAUUACAAUCUUUGGAGAAGGCUCUAGAAAAAUUGGUUGCUUCAUCAGAUGCAACAUGCCUAGCAACAAUGUCCACAAUCAUUAACAAGUUUGCUAUAGAAGUAAAAGUUAAACCAACUAGUCCUAUUUCCAGGAUUUGGUCAAAACUACAAAAAAAAUUUCGAUUAGUGGUCCUUUUUAACUAG
Messenger RNA from Lactuca saligna, 997 nucleotides. The record is from the annotation of a GenBank genome assembly. NCBI's taxonomy places the organism in Eukaryota, Viridiplantae, Streptophyta, Magnoliopsida, Asterales, Asteraceae.